Messenger RNA from Alternaria postmessia, 1551 nucleotides. RefSeq lists its product as uncharacterized. NCBI's taxonomy places the organism in Eukaryota, Fungi, Ascomycota, Dothideomycetes, Pleosporales, Pleosporaceae. Bases 1 to 1551 code for a protein of 516 amino acids. The transcript has 2 exons. Gene Ontology annotation, cellular component: mitochondrion. The record is from RefSeq and is a predicted model, not a curated record.
AUGGAUUCUCUCCGCCUAGCCGAACGGCGCAUGCCUUUUAACGUAUCUGAGCUCAAGAGGGUCGCUGCGAAAGCACUCAAUAAACCCGUUGAAGACGUCAAGACGUUAAGAAAGAUCGCUGAAGGUGGUUUUAAUCGUAUCCUGGAGGUGACGAUGAAUGAUGGCGCAUCGAUACUCGCACGUCUUCCCUACCCGUUGACCGUACCACGACGAUUAGCAGUAGCAAGUGAAGUCGCGACACUAGACCUCCUCCGUGCGAACGGAAUAUGUGUACCUCAGGUUCUAGCCUACUCGACUGGUGAGAACGCUGUGUGCGCAGAGUACAUGUUGAUGGAAAGAACGCCAGGAAAGCCGCUUAGUAGUGUAUGGGUUCACUUGACCGAUGAUGAAAGAUUCAAGAUCUUGCAUCAAAUAGUCACCAUGGAAGCCAAGCUAUUCGCUAUGAAGUUGCCAGCCAGUGGCAGCAUAUACUACUCUCGUGACCUGCCUCCGAAGAUGCCCCGGAUAUAUAUACCUGGAUUGGACAACGGCCUGUGCAUAGGUCCGUAUGCACACUCAGUAUGGUGGUACGGCGAACGCAAGGAUCUGGACAUCGACCGUGGUCCUCAUAAUAAUCCUCAGCACGUCCUUCGGAGCUUCGCGGACAAGGAGCUAGCCUGGAUUCAUGCUCACGGUCGACCGCGCUAUCCGUCUGACCGUGAAUACAUCGAAUCGUUCGGUCACAAGAAGCAAGAUCCUGAAGAACAUGCCAGUUCGUUAGAAGGCUACUUGCGUCUUGUUCCUUAUCUUGUACCCGCAGAUCCAACAUCCUACACCCCGACACUUCGACGUCCCGAUCUCACUCCCAAUAACAUAUUGAUAACCGACAACCUUAUCGUAACCGGUUUUAUUGACUGGCAACACGCCAUGGUUCUCCCUGCUUGGCUGACCGCCGGCAUACCACCAGCCUUUGAAAACCACGUGGACGAGGGCUCACGUGGUCUUCAAAUUCCAAAACUCCCGGAUGACCUUCAGUCUAUGGACAAAACCGCACGCGCCAGGGCAGAAGAGCAAUACCGACGUCGACACAUACAUUUCUGGUACCUUGCGUUAACUCGGCAAUUGAACGAGCAGCAUUGGCGGGCUUAUAUGGGGCACGACGGAGCUUUCAUAACGCGUAACAUGUUCCUCCAGGCUGGUAUGAUCUGGCAAGGCAAUAAUGCGCAUCUCCAGAUCGACCUUUCACAAGUCGUCCGCAAUUGGUCAGUCUUUGCGUCAUCCUCCGCCGACGGCAGUAUACCGACCUGCCCAGUCGUCAUCGAAGAACAGGAGAUGCAGAGAAGGGAAAAUCUCAGAAUUUCGCUCCAGGAGGGUGAUGCGUUUAGAACAAACAUGUCGGAGAUGAUGGGCGUUUUACCUGACGGAUCUGUAUCGCACGAAAACUUCCGUGUGGCGAAAGAAAGGGAGAGUAUGAUUAGGGAAGGUGUUUUAACGAAACUCAAAGACGAUCCAUUGGAAGCGGAGAGAGUGCUCCUGACUUGGCCUUUUCAUGACUUUGACGAGGAUGAGUAG